Molecule: messenger RNA, 2199 nt
Organism: Corythoichthys intestinalis (scribbled pipefish)
Lineage: Eukaryota; Metazoa; Chordata; Actinopteri; Syngnathiformes; Syngnathidae
Product: collagenase 3-like
Exons: 10
Coding region: 44-1459 (471 amino acids)
Biological process (GO): proteolysis; extracellular matrix organization; collagen catabolic process
Cellular component (GO): extracellular matrix
Molecular function (GO): metalloendopeptidase activity; zinc ion binding
Source: RefSeq, a predicted model, not a curated record
CACCUUCAGCAGAGGGGAAACACAACAUAAUCACAGAGGAAACAUGAGCUCCUAUAUCUUUUGCAUCCUACUGAGCCUGGCAGUUGCAGUUUACACCGUACCAGUACCUGAAAUUACUAGUCAAGAUGAAAAUUUGGCAGAGGGUUACCUGAAGAAAUUUUUCAACUUAACAGAAGAGAGCAGGCCCACUGCCCGACGUGGGAUCAGUGAACUCAGCAAGAGGUUGAGUGAAAUGCAGAGAUUCUUUGGUUUACAAAUCACAGGAACUCUGGAUGCUGACACUUUGGAAAUGAUGAAGAAACCCCGCUGCGGUGUUCCAGAUAACGACAUUGCCAGUUUCUCCACAUUUGGAAGUGACUUCAAGUGGCAGAAAAAUAGUCUGACAUACAGGAUAGAAAAUUACACACCAGAUAUGCCCAGGUCACAAGUCGAUGACUCCAUUGAAAAAGCUCUGAAUGUUUGGGCCAAAGUUACUCCUCUUAGAUUUACUAAAAUCAACAGUGGCACCGCAGACAUCAUGAUUUCAUUUGGUCGUCAGUCACAUGGAGAUUAUUACCCAUUUGACGGCCGUGAUGGAACUCUGGCUCACGCAUUCGCUCCAUCUUCUGGCAUUGGAGGAGAUGCUCACUUUGACGAAGAUGAGAACUUCACCUUCCGCUCAAACACUGGAUACGUCCUUUUCAUGGUGGCAGCCCAUGAGUUUGGUCACUCCCUGGGCUUGUCUCAUUCUGAUGACCCUGGUGCUCUUAUGUAUCCCACUUACUCAUAUAGAAACCCUGACACUUUUGUUCUUCCCCACGAUGACGUCAAAGGCAUCCAAACAUUAUAUGGUCAGAACACAGAUCCUUCACAGUCAGGACCGCCACCCCCCACUACUCCUGAUGCUUGUGACUCUACCAUGGUGCUCGAUGCUGUGGCUACCCUGCGGGGAGAAAUACUCUUUUUUAAAGACAGCUUCUUUUGGCGAAGCUAUCCUCUUGCCAGGACACCUCAGCAAAGUCGCAUCACAAACUUUUGGCCAAGCGCUCCAGUCAGUGUCGAUGGUGCUUACGAGAACCAACAUUCAGACAGAGUCUAUAUCUUCAAAGACGAGCGAGUGUGGGCUUUCUCCGGCUAUAAUCUGGUCCGUGGCUUUCCCCAACAAAUUUCUACGUUCGGGCUGCCCAGAAGUGUGAGGAAAAUUGAUGCAGCUUUCUAUGAUGUGGAAUCAAGAAAAACUCUGUUUUUCGUGGGUAGUUAUUACUACAGUUUUGAUGAGGCCAGAAAAGCCAUGGACUAUGGAUUCCCCAAACGUAUUGAUGAGACCUUUUCAACUCUGAAUAAAGUGACGGCAGCUUUCCAGUACAGAGGUUUUACCUACAUCUACAGUGGACCUUACAUGUAUGAGUUCGACUUGGCUACUGGGAGAUUGUUCCGUGUACUGAGGAACGGAUACUUCUUACGCUGCACAAACUUUUAGACCAGUUGGAGUGCAAAACUCUUUUUUAAAUAAGGUUUUAGGAGUUAGGAUUGUGAAAAAACAGUAAAAUCCAAACUACAAAUGUUACACUUCGUAAGUUAACAACUGCCUGUGACUUUAUACAACACACUCAUAGACUGUGUUUUGCAAUACUGUGUUUUUUUUCAAUAUGCGUAUAUAUAUACUAUUGUAUUACAUUUUAUACAAUAUACUGUAAAGAAUUAAACUGUAUGUUACUUGUAUGCCUGCUCUGAAUACUCAGUCACUUACUGCAAAUACCUUUGAGGAUUAAAACCUGAAUGGACCAACAGGAGAAUGUUGUUUACGACCAUCUCACAAGUUUUGGCAUAAUCAUAAUUUUCAGACUCCUCUGAAAAAGGUCUUAAAAAUUCAUGGGCUUAAUUCGUGUUGUUCUUGGUGAGGACACUAACUAAAAUGUUUAUUCAUCUGUUAUUCGUGGAUGGAUCAGGAUGAUAUUUGGUAGGUAUAUUCUAGGGUUUUAUAAGCAUCCAUACUCGGGAGUCCAAUUUUUGUAUUUUUUUGUCUCAGGGCUGAUUAAUUGCAGAUUGAUUAAUUACAGACUUAUUUAAUUACUCCAGCUAUCCAAAAGAUGGCAGCAUUCCAUGAUAUCUUGUUUGUGUACCGGGUGGUUGUAGUUCACUUGAACUUGUUGUAACCCUAUAAUGCCUGACCUCAGAAUUAAUAAACAGAAAAUUCAGUUUUUUUUUUUAAAUUUGAAA